Cheilinus undulatus (humphead wrasse) is the source of this 4625-nucleotide messenger RNA. It is a transcript of the gene maoa, whose product is annotated as monoamine oxidase. The coding region runs from base 72 to 1646 and encodes 524 amino acids. Gene Ontology annotation, molecular function: oxidoreductase activity. Lineage: Eukaryota; Metazoa; Chordata; Actinopteri; Labriformes; Labridae. The record is from RefSeq and is a predicted model, not a curated record. The transcript is spliced from 15 exons.
CGGAGCUUUAAUACAGAUGCGCUCUCGGUGCGCUCUGCGUUCAGAAGAGAGCACGGACAACAGACCGCACCAUGACAGCCCCAAACAACAGCUACGAUGUGAUCGUGGUCGGCGGAGGGAUAUCAGGCUUGAGUGCAGCUAAGCUACUGAGGGCCAGCGGGCUGAACCCUGUGGUGUUGGAGGCGAGGGAUCGAGUCGGAGGUCGAACUUUCACCUUCAGGAAUAAGGAGACAAAGUGGGUCGACCUGGGUGGCGCUUACAUUGGUCCAACUCAGAACCGGAUCCUUCGAUUGGCCAAAGAGUACGGCAUCAAAACCUACAAGGUCAACGAGGAGGAGAACCUGCUGCAUUAUGUCAACGGAAAGUCGUACCCAUUCAAAGGCUCCUUCCCUCCGAUCUGGAACCCCAUCGUCAUGCUGGACUUCAACAACCUGUUCAGGACGAUAGACAAGAUGGGGGAGGAGAUUCCCAGAGAAGCUCCGUGGAGAGCGCCUCACGCAGAGGAGUGGGACAAGAUGACCAUGCUGGAGCUCUUAGAGAAAAUCUGCUGGACCAGUACUGUUCAGCGCUUCGCCACCCUGUUCGUCAAUGUGAAUGUGACGUCUGAACCCCAUGAGGUGUCGGCUCUGUGGUUCCUCUGGUACAUCAAACAGUGUGGAGGAACCAUGAGGAUCUUCUCCACCACUAACGGGGGACAGGAGAGGAAGUUUGAGGGCGGCUCCAGCCAGAUCAGCGAGUGCAUGGCACAAGAGCUAGGAGAUCGGGUGAAGCUGGAGUCUCCGGUCUACAGGAUCGACCACAGUGGAGACACGGUGGUGGUGGAGACGCUGGACAAACAGACCUACAUAGGGAAAUAUGUGAUCUUGGCCACGCCCCCUCUCAUGAACAUGAAGAUGCACUUUAACCCCGAGCUGCCCCCCCUCAGAAAUCAGCUGAUCAGCCGCGUCCCGAUGGGCUCAGUCAUCAAGUGCAUGAUUUACUACAGAGAGAACUUCUGGAGGAAAAAAGGUUACUGCGGCAGCAUGGUGAUCGAGGAGGAAGGGGCUCCGAUUGGCUUGACGCUUGAUGACACAAAGCCUGAUGGGAGCAUUCCCGCCAUCAUGGGAUUCAUCCUUGCUCGUAAAUGCAGGAAGCUGUCAGACCUGACCAAAGAGGAGAGGAAGAAGAGGAUCUGUGAGAUCUACUCCAGAGUUCUGGGCACAGACGAAGCUCUGCAUCCGGUGCAUUAUGAGGAGAAGAACUGGUGUGAGGAGGAGUACUCGGGGGGCUGCUACACGGCUUACUUCCCUCCAGGAAUCCUCACCCAGUACGGCAGGGUGCUGAGGGAGCCGAUAGGCCGGCUUUACUUUGCAGGAACAGAGACAGCCACAGAGUGGAGCGGGUACAUGGAGGGCGCCGUGCAGGCUGGAGAGAGAGCAGCCAGAGAGAUCCUGUGUGCGAUGAAUAAAAUACCUCGGAAUCAGAUCUGGCAGACGGAGCCUGAGAGUUUGGACGUCCCCGAACUCCCCUUCCACACCACCUUCUGGGAGAGGAACCUGCCAUCCAUUGGAGGUCUCCUCAAGUUCCUGGGAGUCUCUGCCGUCCUGUCUGCCGCCACCGCGGCAGGCCUGCUCGCCUACAAGAAGGGGCUCCUCCCCAGGAGUUAAACCACACCCCCUUUCACCUGCCUGCUCGCUCCUCUGCUCCUCCAGGAGGAACAUCUCCACAGACAACGUACCUUCAUGUGUACUUUAAGUGUGCAUACUAACGAUGAUGGGUACGGCAUGUUUAAUGAGAAGAAAGACUGAUCAGCUGAUAUACUACACUAACGCACAUGCCAUCACUCUGUUUUAACCAGAGAGAGAGAGAGAGAGGGCGAGAGACAGGAUGUCCUAAAGGUUUAAAGUCUGAGAGGAGAUCCAUGUAGGAAAAGGAUCAGAUUUUUAAAGCAGUGAAAGAAAAAGAGCAGAAAUAAAACCUUAAAAGGAGAAAAUCUAUAUAACAAUCUAUAAAUCUAUAACUGUUAAUAUUGCCAAUGACAUUCAUGUUCUUGAUUCCAUGUGAGUUUACUAACUCACCAUGCUUUCUGUGCGUGUGAGCUAUGUUGGCGUGCAUGUGCACGUGCUUCAGUGAGUCUGUGUGUUUCUCUGUGAGUCUAAUUACCUCUAAUUUUAGGUGCUGAGUCGUUCUGGCUGCAGCUGUUUGAUGAAUCAUCAGAAUAAAAACCCAGCUGUGCCAUUGCCUGUCACUAAAUCACAGCAGAUUUAAGGUUUCUUUUUCUCUUAGUGUCAACAAAUCUCAACCAAAGAACAAAACCAACAAUGAGUGUAAUAUUUUAAAGUUUUAUUAGCUGAUUAAAGGAGUGUUCAUCUUCUUUAUGGCUAGGGUAAGGCAAGUUCAUCAACCAAGCACUGGUCUUAAAAGCAACGCCACAGUUUAGGUGCAAGCCAGUCCUGAGAGUGAACGGUGGUAGAUUAGGAAAAAAAAUGGUUGCAAUGCCAUCAAAGGCUAUUGCAUUGAGUUCUGUGCAUUAAAAACAUAAUUUACCACAUGAUUUUGUCCUCAGUUAAUAUAGGAGAGUGAAAGAAGAGCCCUGUGGUUUUUUGCCAACACGGGGGAGGAUUUUAGAGGUCAAAUGUUGGACUGGUGUUGUGUUUCCUCACAGCGGUGUUCAUUCAACUCAAAUACUUUUAAAUUGAACAAUUUUUCCAAGUUUAUACUAUUCUUGAUGAAAACAUUUGAGGUAUUUGUAAUAGUAAUAGUAAUAGUAAUAGUUUACCACCUCAUAUUGAACACCUGUGGAAAAGUCAGGUGUCUCUUGGCAAAAAUAGAACAGAGAGACAGAUGCAGAGCUACAACACUCCUUGAGUUGAAAGUCUGCACUCCCGCCUCUAUUUUAGACCGUCCCCUACCACAGGAAGGAAGCAAAAGACUCAGUGGAUAACUUCACUCAUGGUGCAGGAGUGUUCAACGUCGAAAACAACAGUCAUUCACCAGAAACUUGAGCAAAGGAAUCAAAGCAGUGAUCACUUUAGAGCAGCUUUUGAUGAUAAAGAUCAGUUGAUUUUCAAAAAAGAGCUUGAAAUUUCAAGUUUAGAAAACUGUUAAUUUAAGAGAUAAGCUUUUGACUUUGAAAGUCAUACAUGUACAUGAACCAAAACUUAGAAUUUUUUAUUAUAAAGAUAAAAAUACAAAAACAGUUUUUGCUUUCGUUUCCUGUAUUUUUUUAAACUUUUCACUGUUGUAAAUUUAUGAUGCUUAAAACUUAAAAUUGUUGAGAAAAUGUAUGACUUUUCAAACUCUGAAGUUUACAUUUUUCUUAAUUGUAAACAUCCAAUUUUAUAAUCCCCCAAAUUUUAUUUUUCCCCUCCAAAAUGUGGUCUUUUUGCACAAAAAUAACUUUGUUUUUUAAUCUUUAAGGGUGCAUCUAAUAUUGACAGCAACAGAGCUGCCACCAGCCUUCAUGAGACCUUUGGUCCUCCCUAGCAGUACCCAGACCCCAGAUUGCUGCUUCAUGUAGCAUGCAGCAGUUAUUUUUCCACAGCAGUGAUAGGUCUUGUUGCUGUUGAGGCCUUCACGCACUGAGUCCAUUGUUUUUGGUUGUUUUUCAGAUUGGACAUCUGAUAAAAUGUUGCACAAAUAAACCUUGCACCCAUUUAAAUGAGUUGGAAUAAUGCAAAAAAGUACCAAAUAAUUAAACCAGUUCUCAAAAAAAAUGAUGAAAGUUUGAAAAGUCAGUGUGCAAACAUGAUAAAUACAACACUCAUUGCAUUUCUGCAGCAAUUUUGGAUUAAAAAAAACACUUGUGCAAAGACCGCUCCAUCAUGACAGCCACUAGAAGACACUUCUUGUUUCAACCCUAAAAAUGUCAAUAUUGUUUAAAAAUGUUAGGAAAUAUUUUGCAAAUACUUAACAAAAAAUGUGGUAAAGAAGUUUUCAGUUUUUAAUUAAUAACAACCUUAGAAAUCUCCCUAAUGCUGCUAACUUGAGUGAGCAUCCUGAUAGACGUGUUCACAGUGCUUGUGUGGUUGUCUUAGAUAACUUUAUGCAUCUUUGCCUCUAAAUUCCCACCAUCACAUCAAGCUCUUGCUCUGAUUUUCCCUUCUCUCUGUAUAAUUAUGAAUCUGGAGUCAUACCGCCUUGGGUAAUUCUCAAAUCUUUCGCUCAAGUGGAAACAUUUCCGACUUGUGUGGACGCAUCGAGUCAGCUCCAUUUUAUUUAUAAGUCCAUGAAUCAUACAUUGGCCUCCAGGGGGCAACAUACACGAAUCAUGGCUUAUUUAAAUAAAGCCCUCCACGCUGCCCUCGUGCCAGAGAUUAGUCACUGAAGCCUUGGCUGAAAAUAGUCCAUAGAAAACUCUCUUCAAAUAAUAAAACAGUGCACAGCUAUUUAAGAUUUUAGAAACAUGUCAGAAGCUUUCUAUAUGUCACCUUCUUUAAAAACAGAAGGAUUCAUUGUUGGUUUCUGUGGGAUUUGUUGACAGUGAGUAAAUGGAUGUAGGAAGCUUUUAUACUUUAAUUCAAACUGUAUUUUUUAAAGUGUGACUGAGCUGCUCUGUAUUUGUUUUUAAUGUAAAAGAAGCAUUUGAAUGUAUUUUCUUCUCACUACAGAAAUGAUUUGUUGCUUUAUUUUGAUCAGAUUUAUGA